AUGGCCGAAACACUUAUUUCAGAUCUAUUUUUAAGAAAAUUAACGAUGAGCGAAAGCUCUUAUACGACAAAAAAACCGUUAACAUCUUCCGAUUUACAAGAAGAUAUUUUAUCUGAUUUGAAGUACAGUGAUGAGUUAAACACGUGGACGUAUGCGACAAAAAAUAAUCUCGAUCAUCAAUUAGUAAUUGGAUGUAUUCGAAGUAUACAAUCAAUAGGAGAUAUUAUUACUGUUGAACAACAAACAUCAAAAUUUGUAGCACCAACCGAUGAAGGAAAGCUUAUUAUUGAAAAUGGAAGUUACGAAUAUCGGCUAUAUCAAGCUGUACCAGAUACGGGAAUUGAACACGAAGCAUUAAUGCAAUUACCAAAUGCAGCUAUUGGAUUUAAUAAAGCAAUGUCAAAUAAGUGGUUUAAAUUAGAUAAAAGUAUUGUUAGGAAAAAUAAAACGGAUGUAACCGAUGAAGUACAAUCAUUAUUAAAAAGUAUACAAUCAAUGGAAUUGAAAGAUAAUCAAAAGGAAAUUUCAGAUCUAAAAAAGCGAAAAUUAGUUGAAGAUAUUGUUAUUAAUUAUUUGAUAGUAAAAAAGGGACCCGGUUUUACCACUACUGUGACAAAAGGUGAAGCAGACUUAACAGCUGAUAUGAUACAGAAAUUUACUGAAAUGCCAACAAAUAAUUAUGUGGAAAGUAGCUUUUGGAAUUUUGAUGCAUUAUUCACGCCACAACAGCAUCCAGCAAGAGAUGCUCAUGAUACAUUUUUUCUUUCUGAUCCAGCUAAAUCUGUUGAUCUACCGAUGGAAUAUUUAGAAAAAGUAAAACAAGUACAUUCAACUGGUGCAUUCGGUUCAAUUGGAUAUCAAUAUAAUUGGCAAUUGGAAGAAGCACAAAAAAAUGUUCUACGUACUCAUACGACAGCUGUCAGUGCUCGAAUGCUUUAUAAACUUGCACAAAACAAACCAUUCACACCAGCAAAAUAUUUUUCAAUUGAUAAAGUCUUUCGAAAUGAAAAUUUGGAUGCAACACAUUUAGCUGAAUUUCAUCAGAUUGAGGGUUUAGUGGCGGAUUAUAAGUUAACAUUAGGAGAUUUAAUUGGUUUAUUGUACGAAUUUUUCAGAAAAUUAGGAAUGACAAAAUUACGUUUUAAACCAGCAUAUAAUCCUUACACAGAGCCUAGUAUGGAAAUAUUUAGUUAUCAUGAAGGUUUGAAAAAAUGGAUUGAAGUAGGAAACUCUGGUGUUUUUCGCCCUGAAAUGCUUUUGGCAAUGGGUUUUCCAGAAGAAGUAUCAGUAAUUGCAUGGGGUUUGUCGCUUGAAAGACCUACAAUGAUUUUGUACGGAAUUGACAAUAUACGUGAUUUAAUUGGACCAAAAGUCAAUUUAGAAAUGUGUCGAGAAAAUCCUUUAUGUCGCAUUAUGUCUACUUCUGAUGUAUAUGCUGUACGUGGUGGAAAACUUGAACUAAAAGGCAAUGUUUUGAAAAAAAAGAAACAUAAAUCAAAGAAACGAAAACAUGGUGGAAAUGAAAGUGAUGAAGGUGAUGAUGAAGAUUUUGUUAAGCAUGCAGGCUGGUGGCGAACAAAACAGUUUGUUGAUAUACAAGGAAGUAUUGCUAUUGAAUUUGGUGAAAACACAUAUGUUCACUCGUUAGACAAUGGUCUCUUCACUAUCGGACCACCACGUGAUUUUGGUGAUGGACCAGAUCAACGAGAAAUAUUAACAGCUAUUCGUAUUACAGAAAAUAAAAUUGCAUUAAAAUCUGGUUUUGGAAAAUAUGUUGCAGUAAAUAAAAAUGGUUUACUGGUGGGACGUAGUGAUGCAAUUGGACCGGCUGAAUAUUUUGAACCCGUCUUUGAAAAUGGCCAAUUAGCACUGUCAGCUAGUAAUAAUAAAUUUAUACGUGUUAAUGAUGAAGGUGAUUUAAUAGCGACAGAUGAAAAAGCAGCGGAUGAAAAUUUUAUUAAUAUUCGUUCAUGUGCCAAACGUGAACAUAUUAAUGAAAAACGUCGAAAAUUAUUACCAGAAGAAGAACAACCAACGAAUGUGAAAGAUGUUGAAGUAAAUUAUGUGAAAAAAUUUCAAAAAUUUCAAGACAAAAGAAUGCGCGUCAAUCAAGGCGACACGAAAAAUUUAGUCAAAGCAAGAGGAGACGGAACAUUACAUGAAGUACUACUUGACAGACGAGAAGAAAUGAAAUCAGAUCGAUAUUGUAAAUAA
Didymodactylos carnosus is the source of this 2214-nucleotide messenger RNA. The record is from the annotation of a GenBank genome assembly. Lineage: Eukaryota; Metazoa; Rotifera; Eurotatoria; Philodinida; Philodinidae.